AUGAUCGAAAAAGAAGGCACAAACGAAAUCGAAUUGUUUGGCAAAAGUGUUGGCGUCCAACUAAAUUCCAUGAGUUUAGAAAAUGCUUUGCGGGCGCACCUAUCUUACAAAAGUGCGAUUGCAAGAAUUAAAAACCUACAAUCGCACUUUUGUUGUUCCUACACCAUCUCCGAGUUAUGUGCCUACACCAUCUCUGAGUUAUGUGCGUACUCCAUCUCCGAGUUAUGUGCGUACACCAUCUCCGAGUUAUGUGCCUACACCAUCUUCGAGUUAUGUGCGUACACCAUCUCCGAGUUAUGUGCGUACACCAUCUCCGAGUUAUGUGCCUACACCAUCUCCGAGUUAUGUGCGUACACCAUCUUCGAGUUAUGUGCGUACACCAUCUCCGAGUUAUGUGCGUACACCAUCUCCGAGUUAUGUGCGUACACCAUCUCCGAGUUAUGCAACGAAUGUGCCUACACCAUCUCCGAGUUAUGUGCGUACACCAUCUCCGAGUUAUGUGCGUACACCAUCUCCGAGUUAUGUGCCUACACCAUCUCCGAGUUAUGUGCGUACACCAUCUCCGAGUUAUGUGCCUACACAAACCAUUUAUGA
This is a messenger RNA of Parnassius apollo (apollo), 594 nucleotides long. The record is from the annotation of a GenBank genome assembly. Lineage: Eukaryota; Metazoa; Arthropoda; Insecta; Lepidoptera; Papilionidae.